Molecule: messenger RNA, 1212 nt
Organism: Cajanus cajan (pigeon pea)
Lineage: Eukaryota; Viridiplantae; Streptophyta; Magnoliopsida; Fabales; Fabaceae
Source: RefSeq, a predicted model, not a curated record
AUGCCCCCUAUAACGUUCACAGACCGAGAUUUUCAAGGCAUCGACCCAGUACAAGAUGACCCCAUGGUCAUCAGUGUAGAGAUCAACAACUGUAUCGUAAAGAAGACACUGGUUGAUCAAGGUAGUUCGGCGGAUAUCUUGUACUGGAAGACGUUCGAACAACUGGGCAUUCCGGAACAGGAGUUGACGCCCUAUGAUGAACCUUUGGUAGGAUUUUCGGGUGAGCGUGUGGACACUCGAGGGACGAUAGACUUGUAUACCUACUUCGGCGAUGAUCAACGAAGGCGGAUCAAGGUGCGCUAUGUAGUUGUGAACGCCAACUCCUCGUAUAACAUUCUGUUGGGCAGACCCUCUCUAAACAAGCUCCGAGCCAUCGUAUCUACUCCACAUUUGGCCAUGAAGUUUCCGUCAGAGGAAAGGACGGUUAUCACCAUGCAUGCCGAUCAUAAAACGGCGCGCAAAUGUUACUUCGCCAGUUUAAGGGUACUACCAACUCCGAAGCCAGGACGAGAUGUUAAUGUUAUUGGCGACGUCCGACAGAAGUUAGUUGAAGGUCUAGAACUCGAUCCAAGGAUGGAAGAUGAAGAUAGGGUCGAGCCUAUUGAAACAACGGUGCCUUUCCAGCUAGGGAAAAAUGAAGAGCAGGUCACUUUCUUGAGUUCUCAGCUAUCCGGAGCAGAUGCAAGAGAUAUUAAGCAGGUACUACGAAAGUAUUCAGACUUAUUUGCUUGGACUGCAGCAGACAUGCCGGGCAUUGACCCGAGUUUCCAUUGCCAUCGACUCUCGGUGUGUCGAGACGCCAAGCCUAUCGCUCAAAAGAAGAGAAAGAUGGGUGGCGAGAGGGCUCAGGCGAUAAAGGAAGAGACAACCAAGCUGCUUCAAGCAAGAUUCAUAAGAGAAGUCAAGUAUUCCACUUGGCUGGCAAAUGUGGUGAUGGUUAAGAAAUCAAAUGGAAAGUGGCGGAUGUGUACAAAUUACACGGAUUUGAACAAAGCGUGCCCAAAAGACGCUUACCCUCUACCCCACAUUGAUGCGUUGGUUGACGGAGCAGCCGACCAUCAUAGAUUGAGUUUCUUGGACGCCUAUUCGGGGUAUAAUCAAAUACCUAUGUACCCCCCGGACGAAGCAAAGACCGCGUUCAUCACAGAUUCGGCCAAUUUUUGCUACAGGGUAAUGCCUUUCGGCUUGAGGAAUGCAGGGGCGACUUAUUAG